CCUAGCGGCGGCUGGUUGCGCCCCGACUCGGGUGAUCUGGCGCAGAACCCAGAGGGUGGUUGGCGCUCGGCGGGCUCCUCCCCGUUUGCUGCGGCCUCUGAGCUCGGCGCUAUCCUGUGGCCCUCCCGCAGAAUGUGGAUGACGCCCAAGAGGAUUAGGAUGGAAGUCGACGAGGCUCUGGUGUUCCGGCCCGAGUGGACCCAGCGUUACCUGGUGGUGGAGCCUGCGGAGGGCGACGGGGCCCUGUGCCUGGUGUGUCGCCGCCUGGUCGCCUCUACCCGGGAACGCGACGUGAGGCGCCACUACGAGGCCGAACAUGAAUUCUACGAACGGUUUGUAGGGGACGAGGAACGCGCGGCCCUGGUGGAGCGCCUGCGGCAGGGCGACAUGUCGUUGGCCGCCGUGCUCACCCCGGAGGAGCGAGCGACCCGGGCAGGCCUCGGCCUCUGCCGCUUCUUGGCCUUGAAGGGUCGCGGCUGGGGCGAGGGAGACUUCGUACACCAGUGCAUGGAGGUGCUGCUGAGGGAGGUGCUGCCCGAUCACGUCGGCGUCCUGGAAGGCAUUGAUUUAUCUCCAGAGAUCACACGGCAGAGGAUUCUGAGCAUUGACAGCAAUCUCCGUAGCCAGCUGUUUAACCGAGCCAGGGACUUCAAGGCCUAUUCCCUAGCUUUGGAUGACCAGGCUUUUGUGGCCUAUGAGAACUACCUCCUGGUCUUCAUCCGUGGCGUCGGCCGCGACCUGGGGGUACAAGAAGAUCUUCUGACCAUCGUCAACCUGACUCAUCACUUCAGUGUUGGGGCUCUCAUGUCGGCCAUUCUGGAGGCCUUGCAGACAGCAGGCCUCAGCUUACAGCGAAUGGUUGGACUGACCACUACCCACACUUUAAGGAUGAUCGGUGAGAACUCCGGUCUGGUCUCCUACAUGAGAGAAAAGGCUGUGAGCCCCAACUGCUGGAACGUUAUCCACUAUUCGGGAUUUCUUCACCUGGAACUCUUGAGCUCUUACGAUGUUGAUAUUAAUCAGAUUGUAAACACCAUAUCUGAGUGGGUGGUUAUGAUUAAGACCAGAGGUGUGAGGCGACCAGAGUUUCAGUCGUUACUAACUGAGUCUGAAUCAGAGCAUGGCGAAAGAGUUAACGGACGAUGCUUGAACAACUGGCUGAGAAGAGGCAAAACGUUAAAACUGAUAUUUUCACUAAGAAAAGAAAUAGAGGCCUUUUUGGUUUCAGUGGGGGCAACAACUGUCCACUUCUCAGACAAGCAGUGGCUUUGUGAUUUUGGCUUCUUGGUAGAUAUUAUGGAUUACCUUCGAGAGAUCAGCGAAGAGCUACAGAUCAGUAAGGUGUUUGCUGCCGCCGCCUUUGAACGCAUCUGCACCUUCGAGGAUAAGCUGAGCUCGCUUCAGAGACAUAUGGAGGAAGUAAACCUAACAGACUUCCCUGCCUUCGGCAUCAUCGUUGACGAGCUUAAACAGCAGUUUAAGGAAGAUCAAAAGAUAUUUGAUCCUGACAGGUAUCAAAUGGUGAUCUCCCGCCUACAAAAAGAUUUCGAGAGACACUUUAAAGAUCUCAGGUUCAUUAAGAAGGACUUGGAACUUUUCUCAAAUCCAUUUAGCUUUAAACCUGAAUACGCGCCUAUUUCAGUAAGAGUGGAGCUAACAAAACUUCAGGCGAACACUGACCUGUGGAAUGAGUACAGAGUCAAAGACUUGGGGCAGUUUUAUGCUGGACUGUCUGGGGAGGCCUACCCAAUCAUCAAAGGCGUUGCCUAUAAGGUGGCUUCCUUGUUUGAUAGUAACCAGAUCUGUGACAAGGCUUUUGCGUAUUUAACUCGGAACCAGCACACGCUGAGCCAGCCACUGACCGAUGAGCAUCUGCAAGCACUCUUUCGAGUCGCCACAACCGAAAUGGAUCCUCGUUGGGAUGACCUUGUGAGAGAAAGAAAUGAUUCCUAAGCCUUUUGUAGUACAAGAAGAAUUCAACUUGAAAAGGGAAAACUAGUUUGAUUUUUCUUUCACAGUUACUCUAAUUUGGAUGGUUGAAAAGCAUUGAACUUGCUAUAGAUGUCCAAUUUGAUAAACAUUGGAACCUUUUUGACAAGUUGCCUUUCCCCAUCUCGUUUGGCAACAUGGGACUGAAGCAUAAGAAUACCACCUUUAAAAAACUUAGUUUAAUGGAAAAGUCGUUGCCUUUUAUGUUAUAACUGAUUUUCAACAAGUUUAGUAUUGGUGUUGUAAGUUGAGCUAGAAGUCUGGUUUUAAGGUGUUCUGAAGAUAUAUGCCAAAAGUUUCAGCUCGUUCUUUGAUACAGAGUAAAAAGUGUGAUACAUGGUUUGAAAUGACCAACUCCUUAAAAGUGUGUUUGUGUCAGUUUACAGAAACUCAUAUAUCAAAUCAAGUUUCUAAAAAGAAAAAAAAACAUACACAGUGGAGGUAUUUUGUCUAGCUAACAACAUUUAAGAUUCCUUAAGGUGUAUUUCUGAGUCUGAAGUAAAUACUGGCAGUUUCAGCCCCCAUCCCUCACCUACCCAGUUGAUGGUGACUUUAGGGAUGGAGGAAGUAAUCAAAAAAUGUGGUCGGAGCAGCAAGAAGUAUUUUAAGAUUCUGAUUUAGGAGGCUUCUUACUCUCAGGAAUUAAGAACGGCCGAUUAUUGGUGGUUUGCUCCUUGUUUC
Messenger RNA from Acomys russatus (golden spiny mouse), 2670 nucleotides. It is a transcript of the gene Epm2aip1, whose product is annotated as EPM2A interacting protein 1. The transcript has a single exon. Lineage: Eukaryota; Metazoa; Chordata; Mammalia; Rodentia; Muridae. Gene Ontology annotation, biological process: positive regulation of glycogen biosynthetic process; positive regulation of glycogen (starch) synthase activity; response to insulin. The coding region runs from base 133 to 1953 and encodes 606 amino acids. The record is from RefSeq and is a predicted model, not a curated record.